Molecule: messenger RNA, 5942 nt
Organism: Manacus vitellinus (golden-collared manakin)
Lineage: Eukaryota; Metazoa; Chordata; Aves; Passeriformes; Pipridae
Product: serine/threonine-protein phosphatase 4 regulatory subunit 1
Exons: 20
Coding region: 161-3013 (950 amino acids)
Biological process (GO): protein dephosphorylation
Molecular function (GO): protein phosphatase regulator activity
Source: RefSeq, a predicted model, not a curated record
CCUCUUCUUCUCCUCAGGCGCUGAGGGGCCGCCCGACCCCGGCAGCCCGCGGCUCGUUCAACCCGGUGGCGUUUCGGGGCUGACCCGGCGGCAGGAAGCGCCGGCGGCUCCUCCCUGUGCCCUCCCGCUCCUCCUCCUCCUCGCCCAUGUCCAUUCCAAGAUGGCCGGGAUCCCUUUGUAUUUUGUGGAUUUGCAGGAUGACUUAGAUGAUUUUGGAUUUGAAGAUUAUGGGCCAGACUGUGAUAGCAUGAGGAUAACAGCAUUCCUGGAUAUCCCUGGACAGGAUAACUUAACUCCACUGGCUCGUCUAGAAAAAUACGCCUUCAGCGAUAAUGUCUUUAACAGGCAAAUUAUUGCCAGAGGUCUUCUGGAUGUCUUUCGAGAUUUCAGUAACAAUGAAGAAGACUUCCUGACUGUAAUGGAAAUAGUGGUCAGGCUCUCUGAAGAUGCAGAGCCAACUGUACGUACAGAGCUGAUGGAGCAGAUCCCUCCCAUUGCCAUUUUCCUGCAGGAAAGCAGACCAAAUUUCCCAACAGCAUUUUUUGAAUACCUUAUGCCCAUAGUAGUGAGAUACCUCACAGAUGUUAACAAUCAGGUUAGAAAGGCAGGUCAGGAGGCACUGCUGAUACUGCUGGAACAGGACCUUGUGGCUCAGAGUGACAUUGAAAACAAGGUGUGUCCCAUCCUGCUGGACCUCUCUGCCCCUGACAGUGAUGAUGAGUACAAGGUGGAAGCUGUGAAUAUAAUCUGUAAAAUGGCCUCCAUGUUGAGCAGAACAACAGUUGAGCACAUGCUGCUUCCUCGUUUCUGUGAACUGUGCAGUGAUGGCAAAUUGUUUCAAGUCCGAAAGAUUUGUGCAGCUAAUUUUGGUGACAUUUGUAAUGCAGUUGGGCAAGAAGCCACAGAAAGACUGCUGAUUCCCAAGUUCUUUGAGCUCUGUUCUGACAGUGUCUGGGGGAUGAGGAAGGCCUGUGCUGAAUGCUUCAUGGCAGUGUCCUACACCACGUCCCCAGAGGUUCGCAGGAGCAAACUGUCCCCCCUGUUCAUCAGCCUCAUCAGUGACACCUGCAGAUGGGUUCGUCAGGCUGCUUUUCAGUCUCUUGGCCCAUUUAUUUCUACCUUUGCAAACCCUUCAAGUGCUGGGCUUUACAUUCGAGAAGAUGGGACACUGAGUAUCCGACCACCAGCACAAGAUGGGAAUUCCAAUUCCUGUCAGCCAAGCAACAAUGUCACUUUAAUGUCCUCCAGUGCAAAUGCUACACUGUCCAGCUCAGAACAACCAAUGGAAAUCAAACCAGAAGCACCAACUGAGGAGAUUUCAGCAGAAGUGAACACAAAGCUCUCUGAGAACCUGAAUAAAGACACAUGGGAAGAAGGUUCAGAUUGUUGUGCCAGUCCUGGAGAAGAUGUGUCUUGCCUGUCUCAGGGUGGCAGAGCUGGUGCUGGUGUCCCUGAGGUCCCCAAGGACAGCAGUAUCCCUGGAAUGCCCUCCAGGUGUGGUGAGGACGUGUUCAACACGUUCCUGUACUGGCGCCCUCCUCUGCCUGACAUCACUCGGGAGCUGGAGCUGUUCCAGUUCAAGACUGAGAAGCACAACGAGAGCUGUUCUGUGCCAUGCAAUAACUGUGUUGCUAGUAGUGAAAUAAAAAAAGUUCUAGAAAGCUUACAAGAGCACAUAGAUGAUCCAGAUGUUCAAGCUCAGGUCCAAGUGUUGUCUGCUGCUCUCAGAGCUGCUCAGUUUGAUUCUGUUGGUGACUGUGAGACCAAAAAAAUGGAAGAAAGCAGUGGCAAAACCAUUUCAGAUGAAGCAGCUGUUUCAGAUGCUGCCUGCACCCAGGUGCAGGAGGACAGUCCCUCAUCCCCUGCCUCCCAGGAGAACAUCAGUGACCACUCAGUCACCAGUCUGCUGAAAAGCACAGAUUCAGAGGAACAACACAGAGGAACCAGUGUAUUUUUAAGGAAAGAGCAAGAAAAUAAUCCACCAUUUGAAGAUGACAAGUCAAAAUUCCAGGAUAUCAUCCCUCAGCCCUUACUGGACCAGUACCUGUCCAUGACUGACCCAGCUCGAGCCCAGACUGUGGACACGGAGAUCGCCAAGCACUGCGCCUACAGCCUGCCCGGGGUGGCCCUGACACUGGGCAGGCAGAACUGGCACUGCCUCAAGGACACCUACGAGACACUGGCCUCAGAUGUACAGUGGAAGGUGCGUCGGACACUGGCUUUCUCCAUCCACGAGCUGGCAGUGAUCCUGGGGGAUCAGCUGACAGCUGCUGAUCUGGUGCCAAUUUUCAAUGGAUUCCUGAAAGACCUGGAUGAAGUGCGCAUCGGUGUCCUCAAACAUCUGUAUGACUUCCUGAAGCUACUUCAUGCAGACAAAAGGCGAGAGUAUCUUUACCAGCUUCAGGAAUUUGUGGUGACUGAUAACAGCAGGAACUGGAGGUUUCGUUACGAGCUGGCAGAGCAGCUGAUCCUGAUCCUGGAGCUCUACAACCCCAACGAUGUCUAUGACUACCUAAGACACAUUGCACUGACUCUCUGCUCUGAUAAAGUCUCAGAAGUUCGGUGGAUCUCCUUCAAACUGGUUGUAGCAAUCCUACAGAAGUUCUACACAAACAGUGCAAAUGCUCUGGGGUUAAAUUUCAUCAAUGAACUUGUCGUGCGGUUCCGUCACAGCUCCAAGUGGGUUGGAAGACAAGCCUUUGCCUUCAUUUGUCAGGCUGUGGUGGAGGAGGAGUGUAUGCCCGUGGACCAAUUUGUGGAGCACUUACUGCCCAGUCUCCUGAGCCUUGCCUCAGACCCCGUGCCCAACGUCAGGGUCCUGCUCGCCAAGGCUCUCAGGCAGACACUGCUGGAGAAAGCUUAUUUUAAAAGUGUUGGCAAUCCUCAUCUAGAAGCUGCAGAAGAGACCAUUCUGGCCCUGCAAUCUGACAGAGAUCAAGACGUGUCUUUCUUUGCCACCAUAAAACUAAAACAGGGUAACAUGGACAAUAUUACCAUUGAAAAACAAAACUAACAAGUUGUUCUGCAGCAGGGGCUGAACAGCAGGACAGUUGUUCACUUUGUGGUCGUGUUGGUGUGAGUAAAGUGGGCAGAUAAGGUGGGUUCUGUUACCUGUUUGAGCAGGAAAUGUUCCUGUCUUCAUUUCAUGACCUCGUUUCCUCUGCCCCACUGUUUGAUUCCCAUGAGUAAUCCCUCUGGUUUUCCCUCUGUAAAUGUGAGUGAUAACUCUGAUCUCACCUGCAGUUCAGUAUUAUCUGUAAAGUCUUACACCACACUCAGUGUUUCAGUGUUAAUUGGAAUUCACAUUUCAUUUUUUAACAAAACAUUUCCAGUAGCACAAGGCUGCUACAAGCUUAAAAUGGUUUCUGAAUCCUAAAACCUGAUUAUAACAAACUUCCCUGAAGCUCUUCCUUCUUCACUUAUACUGUGGUUUUUGUAUUGUUUCAGCUAUUGCAUUUAUUUGAAAAAAGUGUAUAUAUGUGAAUAGUUUUGAAUUGUAACAAAAAAUUAAUGAUCUGAAUUCUGUAUCAGUGGAAAAAGCUCAUAAAACAUUUCAUUUUUUAAAGUAGUUACACUGCUAGAAUUAGGGCAUGGGUCAUUUUUACUUAAUAUAAUGUGAUAUUUUUCAAAGCACAGAGAGCUCAAGAUUCUUUGUAUAUUGUGACAUUUCCAUUAAUUUGUUCCUUCUGAGCUACACUCUUACAGGUGUUAACAGUCAUAACAACAGCCCUGUUAUUUCUUGACCACCCUCACAGGUCAGUUGGUGUUACUGCUGACUCUCCUGGGGUAGGGAGACUGUAGAUUUCCCAAGUGGAAAGUUCCUCAUUCUACCCCAGCAAAGGUCACUUGAGGGAUUCAGUUCCUGCAACACAUCCUGUGUCUGUACAGGAGUGUUACAGAAGGUUACAGGCUUCAGUUUGUUUGUUUUACUCACCUGGUUUAACAAAUACCUUUCAACCUGCCCAAGUGUUUAAAUCCCAAACAGCUUUUCCUGAGAAACAGAGGACCUCUAAAUUCUGAAAACACCCAGAUCAGAAGUGUUCCAGGGAAAGGUGUGACACAGUUUGCUCUGUAACUUCUGUGGAUUGUUUGGGAAGGUUUGGGGCAAACCCCAAAUGAAGGUUACUGAAGGUAAGGUGAGGCAGGAUGUCUUCUGUGUCCUGAGACAGGGGCUUUGGAAGAAAGGAAAAAUACACAGAUGGAGCAGAGUUGUGUUGGGAAAACUGAGUAACUUCAGACAGUUGGAAAAAUGAUAAAACCAAUACUUUUGCUGGGCCCUGUCUUCUCCUGGGUCCCAAAUCUGCAAUAAUGUGCAGCCUGGGGGGGAAAAAAAAAACCAUUUUUAUAGUGGGGAUUGAAACUAUCCUGUUCCAAAACUAAUGCUUGAAUACUAAAGAAAUGGCUCCACGUGGUGACAGUUCCUGGCUGAGGAGGGUCCUUUCUCCUGCACAGACCUGUGUAAGUGUCUCCCCUCAAAGUUCACGUGGGGAAGGUUGUUACAGCAGUGACUGUUUUGGUUGGGUUUGAGUGGGGCUUGUCUGCAAUACAAGUAGGUUUCUCAGCUGGGUUCUGUGUUUUGGGAGGGCUCAGUUUUGGGUAAGUUAACUGCUCAUGUAUUAUAUGAUCUGUACAGUAUUUGUAACAAGUGAUUUCCUUGUGAGAUCACAAACUGCUCUUGGGGAGCUGCAGACAGAACUAUACCACUGCUACUGCAGCAAACAGUGUAAACUCUGUAAACUCUUUAAUGUUCUACAUUUAAUUUUUUACAGGUUUUUUUUAUAAUUUAAAACAAAUACUUCUUCAGUACAGACUUUUUAUGAUUGCUAUUUCUUAACAAAAAGACCCCUCAAGUUAAUUUUUUCUAGUUCUAAUAUCUUUUUCUAAUGCUGGCAUUAUACUGGUAUUUUCUAACAGUUCAGAUUUUCUAAGGCCUUUCUGACAAGGUUUGACUUCUGUUUUUUAUUAUCAGUUCAUUAAAUCUCUCAGCACUGAACAGAUUUUUUUUUUUAAAGUGUGUGUAUAUGUAAGUAUGUUUGAAAUACACUGUAUAUAAAUUAAAUACCUUGAACAUAACCCAACCCAGGUUUCUGUUUGUCGGAUCACCUUAAGUAGUUUCCUUGACUUGCAAUAAUCCACUGGAAAACACAAGCUUCCAUAUGUUUUAGCAUGUUUGGUUAGUGUUCACUGGGAGGUUUUAACUAGAAUGUGUGUAAAGGGUAAGCCACCAGCCAUAAAAGUUCACUAAAAGGCUAAACAAAGCUCCUUGUUUUUAACAAUAUUCUGGUACCUCUCUGGCUCCCAAAUUCCUGUCAGUUUUGAACCAUAUGAUUUCAGUGGAGUGUUUUAAAACCUCCUUUUACAACUUUACACUUGCAUGUACUAACGGGGGCCAUCACAGUUCUGGGGUGGGUUUUUUGUAGACUGUGCAGGUCUGUUAAACAGAUUUACCCUCUACAAGUUUGUCUUUUUGGUUGAGUUUUGAACUAGAGGUGGUUUCAGCAUGACUAAGGCUGCACUUUAUGUCUUGUACAGGACAAAUGUGUGCAAUGGGUACAGGGGGGUGUUCAUGGAGUUCUCUGGGCUCUUCAGUGAUGCAAAGAGAUGUGUUUGAAAAGCCACAUGGAGCAAAGGUAGAAUUUCACAACAGCAGGAAGAAUAGAGCUCUCCAUUUCCAGCUAAGGAACGUGACAGUAACAGUGGUGGGUGCAAUAUUGCUUGGAUGCUGUAGGAAAUGGUCAGGCCCUUGUGAUCCAAAGGAUUCCAGCCCCCUGGUGUCACUGGUCCCCCUGUGGCAUCGCUCGGCUGUGUCUGUGCACGGGGCUGUUUAGAACCCGGUUAAGUGGGGACACUCUGGAAGUGUCUCUUGUUUGUCAGAGUAAAGAAUCUAUGUAACUUUCUAUUUGUAUUUAUCUCAAUAAAUCUGUGACUGUUUUAUAAACCAA